Messenger RNA from Penicillium maclennaniae, 1455 nucleotides. RefSeq lists its product as uncharacterized. The record is from RefSeq and is a predicted model, not a curated record. Lineage: Eukaryota; Fungi; Ascomycota; Eurotiomycetes; Eurotiales; Aspergillaceae. The transcript is spliced from 2 exons. Gene Ontology annotation, molecular function: zinc ion binding. The coding region runs from base 1 to 1455 and encodes 484 amino acids.
AUGGCGCCCCCGACGAGACAGUUGCACAGACUCUCUAUCAGUCAGGCUAUGCCGGCUUCCAGAACCCCCCGCGCCCAGGGUCGACCAGAUCCCACCCAAGGCCAUCGAGACGAAGCCAAUGACAGCUCAUCUGCCGAGAGCGAAAGCGAGGAGGAAAGCGAGGAGAGUGCAGAGAGCAGUGACAAUGAGUCCGAGGGCGGAUCAAAGGUCCGAGCCCAUUCAGGCAUCACCUACAACCUCAGUCAUUUAGAUACCGAGUCUGAAGCUCAGGCGAUGGUAGGUCUGAUGGGCGAGUUCGACGUGGUCAACUGCCGUGCUUCGUCCGAGGGUUUUGACUUUCAGCUUUUGGACCGGCCGCGCGUGCACAUUGGGCCGGACUCGCCUACUUGUACCUGCUCAACUUUUCAAGACCGGCCUGAAGGUGCAUGUCAACACAUCUUUUGGCUCCUCGAUCAGCUGCAUGGCUGCUUUCUCUCUGAACCACCGUCCACCGAGGUAGCCUUGUCUCACGAUGGCCGGCCCGUUGUGCGUCAACGCAUCGAAGAUCUCCUCAAAGGCAAGCUGGAGGCAGUGGCGAAUCAGCUCAAUUGGCAGUACCUCCGGGAUGAGGGCGACAGCAGGACCAAAGCGAUGACACGAGUGGAAAAGGUACGAGACGUGCUCUCAGCGUUCACCCCGACUAUCCUGCCAGAAAAUUUCCGUCCCGAUCUCGUGGAAUCGACAACGCCGGCACGCACUGCGGAGCAGUGUGUCGUGCAAGGUGACUUUCAAGCAACCAUCUUCCGGCUAGCAGUACACGACGAUGGCGUUCGCAGUAGUCUCUGCAAAGCCAUGCCAGCCGGUGCCUGUGCAGCCAUCUACUUUAACAAAAUCCAGGAUCAUUCUCGCCGCCUGCUAGCCGACUUCGACAGGUAUUGUGCCACGGGAGAAAUGCCUUCGGAUCCGAGUAGUCCUGGUGGUGGACCAGUACAGAUAGAUCAGAUCUUGAAGGAACUACGCCGCUCAGUCUCUCGCAUCCACUCGCACAUCGGUUACCGCGCGCCCUACGGUUUCGAAGGUGCGGCCAAAGCCCUCGUCUUCAUUCUCGACGCCAUAUCCUCCCGGCACAAAGAUCCGCUAGAUGGGAAUACCUGGGGCCGAACUUCUUUCCAGGGUGAAGAUGAGGACCAGCGAAAUCUGUAUCUCAUGCUCAUCGGAGAUCCAGACAUGGACCUGGAACCAGACGCCGAGCUAUUUGUCAUUACCGCCCUGGAAGCCCUCCCUCCAUCUAACCUCUACCAAUUUAUCGAGGAGCUGCGAGACAUUCGGGCAAAGAUUGAAGUGAAUCGGGCACCAAAGGUGUUCCUUUAUCGACUAGGAGAUUUGAUUCGAUCGGCGGAAUUGGCAGCGAGUGCGUCGGGCCAGAAGAGGCCCGCGGCAGGGAAUUCAGGCGGCCAUUCUAAGCGGACUCGAUGA